AUAUAACUAGCUACGGUUAAAACCCUAACCUAACUUAUUUUUAUUCUCUCUUCUUCAGCCGUCACUCUCUCUCCACGCCCUCCGUACCUUUCCUCGUUCGUUCUAUCUCCGCCGCCACUUCCGCAGCCACAUGGCCAGAUCUGGCCCACUCCGCGAAUCUCUCUCUCUCUCUCUCUCUCUCUCUUCCUCUGGUUCGGUUCCGCAGACGGAGAUUAGACAAAGGUCUACAAAUUUAAUUUUGCAAAAGAAAAAUUGAAAAUUCAAUAAAUAAAUUUAAAAAGCAACCUUUGGCCAAGAUCAGUUACUUUAUCACCUCCACUAAGACUUGAUGCCCAAGUAAUUUCAUCCUAUAAAUCAGCCACAAACAAAUCUAAUAUCUCUCUCUGCCCCAACAGAUCUUCCCCGCAUUCUCCAAUUCUUUCAAAACCCUAAACCCUGCAUCCCUCUCUCCAUACCCAACUAUGGCUCCUCCUUCUCAAGAUUCUCUAGAUUCUCUUCUGGGCCCACCGGCUCUCCGCCGGCCUAACCCCUUCCCGGACAUCUUCGACCUUACGCUUAAGACAACCUAUGAACCAGGCCCUUCAAUGGGUAGAGGCCAAUCUGGGCAGUCUUCUUCACACCCAACCUCAAACCCGUGCAUUACAUUUUUCUUCAAAGCCAGCCGAUACACUGCUGAUCACACCCGGAAAAAGACCCCUCCCGAGUACUGGUACUUCGGGGGGGUCCAGCGGGAUCUGAUUUAUUAUGAAGAAGAGGCAUGGAAGUUUGACCCUCUCACCACUUUCAAGCUCAUAUUUGCUCUUCGAAUGGUGGAGAGGCUUGACACAGAUGGAUUCUACAGAGCCUUGUUGUGGGUGCACAAAAACCACCCUUUAACCCUGUCUUUGAAUGUCAUCGCUUUGGGGAGUAAAGGUUGGUUCAAAGAUUUAUUGGGGUUUCUCUAUUUUGUUUUGGAAGACCCGAUAAAGGAAGCAGAAGCAAAAGAAAAAUCAAAGAAGAAUGGAAUAAUCAAUUAUGACUAUGGAUAUCUUGAUUCUGACGAAGAUGACUUUUAUCAGAGUUAUCCGUACAAGAAAGAAACUGGGGUUGAGGAGAAGAACAGAGAAGAGAUCACAGGCUCAGAUACUCGCAUUGGCAGGGCUAAAAUGGCGGUCGAGAGGUACCAAAGUGACUCGGAUUAUCGAAACUUGCAUGAUCGAAUCUCGGAGAUGUUUGCACAUUUUUUGACAUCGGAUCUCAGGUUUCUGGAGUCUGGUGAGAUCGAAAAAAUCAGUUUUGCUUACAAAUUUUGUCCUUCAGUUAAUUCUGGUUAUGACAGAGCAACCCUGCUGUGUGAAAACAUAGCAAAGAGAAUUUUCCCACGCCAUGACUAUGAAGAUUACAGUGAGCUUGAAGAAGCUCAUUACGCUUACAGGGUUCGUGAUCGUUUGAGGAAACAAGUACUUGUUCCUCUGCGCAAAGUGCUAGAAUCAUCAUCAUCACCAAGGAAGAUCGGGUAUGUUCCUACUGUACCACAGCUAUUAUCCCAAAACCCUAAGGCCCUGGCUGGUUUGAGAAGAUACAGGAGGAUCCUGAGCAAUGAGAGAGAAUAUGAAAGCAAAUUGUAUUUGAUGGAAAAUGGGGGGGGAAAUGGAAGCAAAUCUCAAUUUAAGCUUUAUAUAAAUGUUGUUGAAUUUUUCCGGGUAAGCAUUGGUGAUGGGCUAGAACUUCCACACCAAAUAGUAUUUCCUUUCUUGUACAAGCGUUGGUUCAUAAACAAGGAACAUAAUGAAAGAUCAGAGCUUGAAUGGCAUACACUAGUCCAAAAUUUUUCAAACAAAGGGAAGCUGAGGAAUUGUCUUGCCGUAUGUGACAUCCAAGAGAGCAUGAGAGAGACAUGCGAGGAUAUGGUUUGCAUUGGAAUGGGGUUAUUGAUUUCAGAACUGAGUGAAAAUCCAUGGAAUGGAAUGGUUUUUCCCUUUAGCCUUUCUCCCAAGCUUUGCAAGAUCGAAGGAGAAAAUCUUCAGUCCAAGUGCAACUUCAUGAGGCAGAUAGAGUGUUCUGUGAAAUUGGACUUCUUAGCAGUUUACAACCAAAUCUUGGACACUGCAACCUCACAAAAUCUAAGCCCUGAUAAGAUGCCCAAGAGGAUUUUUGUGUUCACCAACAGGGAUUUUCGGAAAGCCUUCGAAUGCGAUUGGCAGGACAAUUAUAAAGAGGCUUUGAAGAAUUACAGAAGAAGAGGGUAUCAGACUGUGCCAGAUAUGGUUUUUUGGAAUCUUAAGGGUGGCAUGCGUGAGCCAGAGGUUAUUAAUUGCCCAUUGAAGGAGAACCAUAAAGUAGGUCUUAGUUUAACUGGGUUUUCAGACAAUAUGCUCACUAUGUUCUUGAAUGGAGAGUCAGAUUCAAGACCAUAUGCAGCUCAUCAGAUCCAAGCACCUUAUGGUAUUGAUGUCCAGAAAUGCAUUCCCAGACCAGAGGAUGUGAUGAAAUGUGCAAUUUCAGGACCAGAAUUCGAUAACCUUCUUGUAUUUGAUUGAUGGAAACAUGUUUAUGUUCCUUGACAUAGAAUGAUGAAUGUUUCAUUAGA
Molecule: messenger RNA, 2569 nt
Organism: Prunus avium (sweet cherry)
Lineage: Eukaryota; Viridiplantae; Streptophyta; Magnoliopsida; Rosales; Rosaceae
Source: RefSeq, a predicted model, not a curated record